Messenger RNA from Bactrocera oleae (olive fruit fly), 3335 nucleotides. It is a transcript of the gene Nup107, whose product is annotated as nuclear pore complex protein Nup107. Gene Ontology annotation, cellular component: nuclear pore; nuclear pore outer ring. The record is from RefSeq and is a predicted model, not a curated record. Lineage: Eukaryota; Metazoa; Arthropoda; Insecta; Diptera; Tephritidae. Gene Ontology annotation, molecular function: structural constituent of nuclear pore. Gene Ontology annotation, biological process: protein import into nucleus; mRNA export from nucleus; post-transcriptional tethering of RNA polymerase II gene DNA at nuclear periphery.
UUGAGAUCAAGGAGUUCACCAUUUUCUGUAGUAUUUACUGUUAUUUAACAGAAAUGAGUAUUUAUUACAACGUUCUCUGACAAAGUACGUAUCUCCCAACAUAAAGUGUAAAAUGAUCCAUUUGCGUUCUCUGAUUUAUGUUCUCUGAGUAACAUUCCGUCAAGAGGAACAUUUUGACAAUCGGCACACCAUGAACCAGAGAAAUUCAUUCAUUUAAGUUCUCUGGAUAUACGUUCUCCGUUCUCUGUCUCGGGUCAGAAUAUGAUUAAAUUAUUGUGAAUACUAUUGGCAAUUUAUUCCAUUAAAUUUAUUUAAACAAUAAUUGCACCCUGUAAUUCCAUUUCUACAUGUUUUAGGGCAAACUGAGUCAAAUAGUAAAAAGACGAAAGGUUUCCAUCGGCGUUUGCUUCCUUUUUAAAGAAAAAUAGUUUUAUAAUACCAAAUUGUGUUAAAAUGUCAAAUAGUACAUUCACUACUUCAAACCGCGGCCCAACUCAAAUAAAACCUCAAACAACUAAAGAAUUAGGCUCACCCCAAAAUACGUCAUCCAUCACAUUACUACCAAACGAAUUGUCCCGCGUUUUAGAUCAGCCGGAACGACAACGGUCGUUCAAUUAUUCUGACACAUAUUUCGGGAAUUACAAUGACACUACUUGUGAUAUUUUGAACAUUAGUGACAGGUCCACGUUAGAGGAAAAUAAACAUAUAUUUUUACUUAAGGAAAAAACAGAUUCAUUAUUUCCUCAAUUCCUAGAAGUUUUGCAAGGGCGCACAAAUGACUCUGAAGUUUUUGAUACAAUACAAAAUUUGAUACACAUAUGUGCUGGAGUAGCUGAUGAGGUACAGAAAGCCAUUCGACAGAAUGCGACUAUCUCCAAAUUUCAAAUUAAAAAUUACAUGUGGUUGGACCAAGAAAUGAAAACAUGGAGACUGUUAUUUGCCUUAUACAAAGAUAGGAUCAUGGUGCAAAGAGAAGAUGUUGGUAUGGAUUGUAAUAUGCCACCUUUAGGAGGUUCAGAGAAAGAAGUAAUUGACCAACUCUAUGCAUGCAACUCUACAUUACGUGAGUACCAACUGAUGGUCGAUUGGCUUGAAGCAUGUUACGAUAGAAAGGAUUCUCAACCUCAAGUUGGUCAUGUUACUAAUCGCGCAGUAGGUUGGGAAAACACUCUUUUUCAACUACAAACCCGUCGUGAUGUAGCUUUUGGCACAGGAGUGGCUAUUGUCAAAGCCUUAGAUCCGGAUGCUCCAUAUCGUGAACGUCGUCCACUUCAUGCGCUGGAUGAGGAAGAUAAUUUACGUCUAUCACGUUGUAUUUUUACAGAAGUUCGUCAAGGACGAAUUGACGAAGCAAUGGCUAUUUGUAAACAUAGUGGACAAACAUGGCGCGCUGCUAUACUAGAGGGUUGGCGUCUACAUGAAGAUCCCAACUAUGAAACACAAUUUAAUACUCGAGAAAAGCAGCCAAUCGAAGGGAAUCCUCGUCGUGAUAUUUGGAAGAAAUGCGCCUGGCUAAUGGCUGACUGUAAAAAAUUUGAUGAAUAUACCCGCGCAAUAGCUGGAGCGUUUUGUGGUCACCUCGAGUCUUUAAAGGCAUUAUUAAGUGGUUCAUGGGAGGAUUUACUUUGGGCAUAUCUUAAAGUGCAAAUUGACAUACGUGUGGAGAGUGAAAUACGUGCUUGCUGCAUUAAAGCUUACCUUCCGCUACCCGAUACUUAUUGGAAUUCGAAAAUGUCGUUGGAACAGAUAUUCGAAGAACUGUCGGUUCACAAAGACGUAGCCGUCCGCGACUACACUUGCAGUAAAGUCGGAAUAAUACAAAAGUGCUUGAUAUUGGACAAUAUAGGAGAAUUGCUACAAAUAAUGCGCCGUUGGGUUGAGGAGUCUGAUAAGUCCAACGAUCCACGAGAUCCUCAUCUUCUACGGUUCAUCACGCACAUUGUACUUUUUCUGCGACAAAUUGGACGUGUUGAUAAGGAAGAAACAGCGGACUUUAUAGUAGCGGCAUAUGUUGAAAGUUUAAUCAAAAUGGGAGAUGCACAAUUAGUUGCUUUUUACACUGCUGCGUUGCCUGGAAAAUUUCAAAUGUUUUUAUAUUCCAAAUUUCUAGAAGGAAUUACGGAGAAUGCGAGUCGCUCAGCGGCACUCACGGAGGCCAUAAAUGCUGGUCUUGAUGUAGAGAAUAUUACACGCCAUACAGUUGAUACUAUACGUCAACGUAUGCCAGAAAUUACCGACAAAGCUGCCAUGUCUGACGUUAAAAUCAAAAUUGGGGAGAUUUCACCUUUCGAUCAGCGAAAAAUUAGUGCGUUGGAAUGGUUAACUUUUUUACCAACCCAACGUGGCGACCUGUUGUGGCAAGCAAACGCGAUGAUACGUAAUUUUCUUGGCGAGAAUAAAUCGGAAUGCGUACGCGCAGUUUAUGAAAUUGUCCCUACCGAUUCACUUUCUCAAAUAAUUAAUAUAUAUGGUUCAAGUGAGAACUUUCCUUGUCGCGAAGAGUGUAGUAUAAAGGAAUAUCUAAGUUAUAAAAUUUACUUAGCUGCUAUCGACAGUUUUGAGGAAUGGUCACGGCUAUUGCAUAGUCGUCCGAAGGAACCAAAUCUUGUCACAGCUGGCGCAAAUUUUACUGAACGAGUUGCAUCAGAGCAUAAAGGGCAAGUUUAUCAUGCAGACCUAAAACGCUGGAAAGCAAAUCUUGAAGAACAAACUAAACUAACACGAGAUGCAUUAUUCAAUAUAUUACUCUUCCCGGAAAAGGGGUGGUUAAUUGAUCCAGAUACGUCAAAAGAUCCUGUAAACAUCAAUGGAUUAGAUUGGCAGAAUCGUCAAAUACAGUUAGUAAAAAUACGAAGUAUCUGCAUACCCGAGAUGGUACUUCUAUUGUAUAAAGUUUUACACGUCUCAGGAGAUUACCAAGGAUGUGUUAAGCUGUCAGACGAAAUCGCCUCGGAAACUCGACAACUGUAUAAAGUGUACACAAAGCAUAAGCUGGCUGAACUGCUCUCCAAGUUAGCCGAAUCCUCAUUGCAGUUGUUGAACAAAAAGCUUGACCCAUGGGGUUUCGUUUCUACACUUUAAAUAUUUUGAAAUUAAUAAUAGAAAUUAUUCGUUUCAAUAAUUAUUUUUUUAUUUAGAUUAUUAAUCAAUUCCAAUUGAAUUAAAUUUGUGUUUUUACAAGUUAAAAGCCUAACUGUUUUGUGUUUAACAAACGAAUUGCACAUUGAAAAAUGUAUUAUAGUAAAAAAUACUGUUUACGUUUUAUACAUGAAGAUUGCGGUAAAGCUUUAUCAAACAUAUAAUGAAAUUGUAGAAUUGAACUGAACCAUCAGAAA